AUGACGUUAACUGUCCAAUCAAACAAUCUCACAGCAAAAAGUUUUCUUAGUGCUAGUAUAAUUUCUAGAAACCCCGUUUACUAUUAUUGCCAAGGAGGGUUUAUUGAAGAAUUAGCUCUUAUAGGAAAUAUUAAAACCGAAACAAAAGCGGCCCAAUCUUUACUGGAAACAUCAGUCAUUAAUAAAAGUGCUAACCUUGUUUUGAAAGAGAAAACUGUUAAAAUCAAAAAACCAAAAUAG
Molecule: messenger RNA, 240 nt
Organism: Entrophospora candida
Lineage: Eukaryota; Fungi; Glomeromycota; Glomeromycetes; Entrophosporales; Entrophosporaceae
Source: the annotation of a GenBank genome assembly